Miscanthus lutarioriparius is the source of this 2424-nucleotide messenger RNA. NCBI's taxonomy places the organism in Eukaryota, Viridiplantae, Streptophyta, Magnoliopsida, Poales, Poaceae. The record is from the annotation of a GenBank genome assembly.
AUGACGACAGCUCCGCCGCAACCGGGACCGGCCGCCGCGGCGGCGGCGGUUCACCUCGCCGACUACCUCGAGUCCGCGACUUUCGCGCCACCCCCUCCCCCUCCGCCGCCGCCCUCCCCCACCACAAUCCUCACCGCGUGGUCGCGCCUCCGCGACCCUUCCACCUCCCCCGCCGACGCCCUCGCCGCGCUAGAGACGCUCCACCACCACCGUCGCGCGCUCCUCCUCUCCUCCGCGCACGCCUCGCUCCUGCUCCCGCUCCUGCCGCUACACCCCCGCCUCGUCGCCCCGCUGCUCGCCGCAGCCCCGCACCUUGUCCCCGCCUCCGUGACGGCCUCCCUCCCCUUCGCCCUUCGCCUCCUCCUCCUCGGCGCCCGCGCCUCCGUCAAGGGUCUCCCGAGCCAUGCCAGCUUCGGGAAACCCGCUUCCACCGCGAAGAGUCCCGGCAGUGGUGAGUCUACCAAUGGCCAUGACGAUGACCCUGUUGUGGCUGUGAGCCGCGUCCUUGAAGAUGUGGAGCGGGGCGAACAGAGCAUCGAUGAUCUCGACCACCUCGCGCUUACAGGGGUUGGUUACGCGCUGGCGUCUGCUGAUGAGGUGCAGUUCAGAAGGAUUCUUGUGUCCUUGCUUAGGAUUUGCGGGAGGACUGGGAAUCUGGCUACUGGUGUUCGGGUGCUUAAGCUGAUGGAGUGGCUGGUAAUGGGGUUCGUCGAGUCGAGGAAGAUGCGGAAGGUUCAGGUGCUCUUUGAGCUGAUUUCACCGGAGAAGUGUGAGGGCGAGGAUUAUGUGCUGUUUCCAGUGGUGAUGGCGGCCUGUGGCGGAUUGCGGGCAUUGAGGGUUGCUUCCGCGAGAUACCGGCUGGACUUUGAUCCACGGCUGAAGCAGGUGCCUGAGCGGACAAUUCAGUUUGCAGCUGAGCGGGCUGUUUUAGAAGGGAGGCCUGCCGAUGAUCAGCGUAUCCUUGUUCAGUGUGUCGCAUUGGGACUGACACGGUGUGGGCAGGUUGUGUUUCAUGAGUCUGUGCUACAGUGUGUCUGUAUGGGAUUGCUGAAGGAGCUCCUCCCAUUGCCUGAUCUGCUCAGGAUGUCAGUUGAAAAUGCAGAAGGGAACUCAGCCGAGUUUGUCAAGGCUCAGGUCAACCAACACCUUGGUAGUGUUCUUUUCAAAGAGGCAGGUCCGGUGACUGGGGUUCUUUGCAACCAGUAUUCAUAUGCAAAUGACAAGGCUAAAAGUUUUGUCGAAACUUGUGUGUGGGAGUAUGCACAGGAGAUUUAUUGUCAUCUUCGUGCAGCAGUGUUGCUGCACUGGGGGAAGCAGGAUGAUUUGAUUACGGCGAUUGACAAGAUUGCUGAGGCCUCAUUUCUUAUGGUUGUAGUCUUUGCAGCCAAGGUCACUGAACACAGGCUAAAUGCUAAGUCCUCCAAGGGGUUCCAACCCGAGGUUGCUGCUAGAAUCUUGGUGGCGUUCUCUUGUGUGGAACAUCUUAGGCGAUUGCAUCUUCCUGAGUACACUGAGGCAGUCCGGAGUGCUGUGCUUGCCAUUCAAGAGAACACAGCAGCUACUGCUUUGUUCAUCGAGUCAAUGCCUUCAUAUACUGAAUUGACAAGUAAACCAGAUUUACCAGCCUUGGCUGGAACAACAUAUAUCUGGCAUAGAGAUGAGGUUCAGACAUCACGCAUACUGUUUUACUUGCGGGUUGUGCCAACUUGUGUUGGCCUCAUUCCAGUUCAUAUGAUUCAGGAUAAAGUGGCUUCAAUUAUGUUCUUAUAUCUACAGCAUUCAAAUGAGAAAGUUACAAGUGCUUCACACUCUGUGAUGGUAUCAUUCUCGUCAUCUGGCAGUGAUACUGAUCAGGAUGAUCGAGCAGCUUUGAAAGAGCAACUUACCUUUUACUACAUCAAGAGAUCUUUGGAGGCUUAUCCUGGGGUAACCCCAUUUGAUGGAUUAGCAUCAGGAGUCGCAGCACUUGUACAACAUCUUCCUGCAGGCAGCGCUGCCAUUCUUUUUUGUAUCCAUAGCCUUGUUGUCAAGGCUAAAGAUCUCUGCGAGGUUGCAAAGGUUCAGAACAAAUCCUUGUGGAGAUCAUGGGAAGAGAGCACAGAUCCGUGUAAGAAAAUGUUGGAUCUGCUGCUGAGACUAAUCUUCCUUGUGGAUAUUCAGUCAUUCCCUUACCUGCUGAAGGAGCUGGCAGAAUUUGUAACCCUGCUACCAAAGGAAGGCCAGGAUGCGCUGCUCGAUGACAUGCACGCCCAUGUUGCGGAGUCUGAUGAUGUCACUCGGAAGCCUGUACUCGUCUCAUGGCUGCAGUCUCUCUCCUACUUAAGCUCGCAGUCGAGAAGUGAAUCUCACAGCAAGGCCAAGAGUGCUGCUGCAUCCGUAGCAAGCGAUGAGCUGGCCCUGAACAGAGCCAUGGCACGCUUGUGA